AUGUCGGACUAUUCGUAUACGGACACCUCUUCCGGGCCACGACUAGUCUCGUAUGAGAGACGCGAUGGUUUAGAAUACAAUAAUAGGCUUCCGAGUCAUCAUGACGCUUACGCCCGUCCGCCAAUUCAAGAUCGCCGUACGCAGAGGUCUUACUCGUUUCAGAAGCGAGAAGAAGUUUCAGUAAGUCAGAUUCUUCGACGAACUUCGAACUCAGUGGCGCCGGUUACAGUUGAAGCAAUGACGAGAACUCAUCCGAUUGAACGGCGACGCGAUUUCGAUAUGCCGUCACAGGAGAUGAAUGAUAUUGCCUACCGCGGCUUACCAAAUAGUCUGCUACGAUACCAUGAUGACGAUUAUCCUAGCCAGUCGGUUUCUUACGAUGGGGCGAGAUACUACGAUCCUGUACAAGAAACAGACAUUCUUGGAGAUGAUGUCAGUGAGGAGCAGUCAGAUGUAUAUGGCCCUGGGACGUACAAUCCAGCAGACGAUGACACAUCUAGCAGCGGUGAGGAGGACGACCCAGAGUUAAGGGAAUUAGAGGAAAGAGACAAUAUUGUGCUGAAAUAUGAAAGGGGUCCCGAAUCGAAGGAUAUCGAUCCGUGGGAGAAUCCUGAGUUUGACGUGUACGCCAAAAUGGAUCGUUUUGGCUUCGUACAUAAAAAUCCUGAAGAAGCAACAGAAGAAGAACGUGAGAAUCGCCGCCGCGUGGAAAAAGAAGUGAGGCGGGUAAACAAAUGGUUAGCCAUGGAAGCAGCAUGGAAAAAAGGUCGAAUCCCCAAAAAAUUAGAAGAACGAACAUGGAAAGAAAUUCCGGAGAAGCUGCGUAUGAAGAUUUGGCCACGACUUCUUGGUGCAGCAGAAAUGAAAGAGGCUCGACCAGACGUUUACCAACAGUUGUUGAUAAGAGCUCGACUGGUCUCAAAGGAUAUCAAACAAAUUGAUCUGGACAUCAACAGGACCUAUAGGGAUCAUAUUUCGUUUAGGAGGCGUUAUGAUGUUAAGCAACAGUCCCUUUUGAAUGUCCUUGCGGCAUAUUCCAUGUACAAUACAGAGGUCGGGUACUGUCAAGGAAUGAGUCAAAUAGCUGCUCUUUUUCUAAUGUACCUAGACGAAGAAGACACAUUUUGGUGUAUUCAUGCUCUGAUGGUGGGCAAGAAACAUACUAUGCAUGGAUUCUUUGUUCCUGGUUUUCCAAAACUAUCGCGUUUCGAGGCUCAUUUCAAGAAAGUGCUCAAAAAGUAUCGGCCACGGGUGUACAAGCAUUUAGAGAAAAACGAUAUUCCUUAUAUUUACCUCACCAAAUGGUGGUUUGGAUGUUUUCUGGAUCGGGUGCCGUUCUCGUUAGCUCUAAGAUUAUGGGAUGUCUACAUACUAGAGGGUGAUCCUAUUUUACUUGCUAUGGCUCUGAACAUUAUGAAAAUGCAUGAAAAAGCUAUAAGAAAGUUGCAUAUGGAAAAUUUCAUGGAUUUUAUCCAAACAACACUUGCCAACAAUUUUGGAUACUCGGAUGACGAGACAAUGUUCUCAUUACGAGAAGUACUGAGCAGGUUAAAGGGUGAUGGACUCCAUUUUCCGCCUCCACCGAAGCCUGAAGAUCUGCCAGAAGUGCCUACUAAAGCUCUCGGUCCCAUACUGUCCCGACCUAUUUCAUCUAUCCGCGAAGAACAAGAGGAAAUCAAAUCUCGACGAAGUCAUGCAGCGUCUAUUGGUCGAUCGCCCCAUCCACGUCGAAGCCGAAAACCUAUCCACUCAAGGGCACCAUCGGCACCAAGUUCAAGGUUCCCUGUGGCAGAAGAUGCCCGAGUUUCAUCCUCAAGUCUUCAUGAGUCCCGUCAGCUGGUCCCAAACGGCAAAGAAAUCCCAUUUGAAAUUCCAACUCGCCGAGCGCCGUCGUUCAAUAGUCAACACAUUCCGCCACCAGAUCCAAGACAGAAUCCAUCUAAAAAUGGGCAUGGGUUCCCAGCGCGGGUCAUUGCAGACAGUGACGGAUUUGAGCCCAGGAGAUCGUCUUCAAACGCUCGUACUUCGUCGAUACGUGAUGAACACACGGGCAAAAUGGUUACAGUGGUGCGGGGUGACGACGAUGAAUUUGAAGAAACAGGUCCAGCCACGGGUCGCCUUCGACGAGAAAUGGAAGAAAAGUGGAAAGGGCCGAGAAGACAGCAAGCUGAUCGCGUACAUCAGACUUCGAACAAUGUGACGAUAAUCACACUUGGUGACGAUUCCGUAAUCUGA
Necator americanus (New World hookworm) is the source of this 2235-nucleotide messenger RNA. RefSeq lists its product as uncharacterized. The transcript is spliced from 21 exons. The record is from RefSeq and is a predicted model, not a curated record. Lineage: Eukaryota; Metazoa; Nematoda; Chromadorea; Rhabditida; Ancylostomatidae. Bases 1 to 2235 code for a protein of 744 amino acids.